UAUAUUUCCAAUAUUUAAAUGAAUACUUGCAAAAUCAUUGUGCUAACAAUCACUCUACUGAGCCUGAGUGCUCGGAGUGCCAUUUACGAAGCGAGGAACUCUGAUGACGUAGACUUCUUUAUGACGCAUAAUCCUCAGGAGAACUCAGCCCUGUUGUUUUACGAUCCUAAUGAGGAGGCUUCUUUCGAGACAGGAAAAAAUAUUGAGAAAGUAUCUGGUGUUUUCAAGAAUAUUGGUGAGGAAGGUAGGACACAGGAGAGCUGGGUCGACCAGCUAAAUGACAAAGUCCAUUUGAUGCGUAUUGAUGUUACUAAAUUGGAAAAUUCACAAGUCGUUAAUGAUUUUAGAGUCAACCAGACUCCACUGUUGAUUCUGUUUGAUCAAGGCGAUGUGCAGUUGAUGGAAGUAAUCUCCGGGAAGACUUUUGAGCAUGUUAAAGAUAUCUAUCAGCAGAAGAUUAAUGAGCGGUUCGGGGGUGGGGAGUCUGGUGAAGUGUCAGAUAGAGAGAUUCAGGUAGCUCAGAAGGCAGCAGAUGAUGCGAAGAAAGCAGCAGCAGAUGCUUUAGAGGCACUUGCUCAAGCGAAACAAGCAUUAAAAGAUCAUAUAGAAAAGCAAGAUCAGCAGAACCAAGAACAAAAUAAUGAGCAGUCUCAGAACAGUUCUCAGAAGUGAGCUGAGGGUUCAAGAAAAGAAGGGUCUACCCCAGCUGUUGAAAAUUUGUUGUCAGGAGUUCCGGCUGGGUACCAACUUGAGUAUAUGCCAGUGUUGACCAAAGUUAGUCGUUAA
Molecule: messenger RNA, 786 nt
Organism: Moneuplotes crassus
Lineage: Eukaryota; Ciliophora; Spirotrichea; Euplotida; Euplotidae
Source: the annotation of a GenBank genome assembly